Glossina fuscipes is the source of this 792-nucleotide messenger RNA. RefSeq lists its product as uncharacterized. The transcript has 3 exons. The record is from RefSeq and is a predicted model, not a curated record. The coding region runs from base 457 to 792 and encodes 111 amino acids. NCBI's taxonomy places the organism in Eukaryota, Metazoa, Arthropoda, Insecta, Diptera, Glossinidae.
CAAGAACGAAGCUCCAACAAGUACAUUAAUAAGAACUACGUCCCCUGUGUUCCUGUGCUUUUAGAACGCUUACAUUUGUAAAAGUUGAUAUCAGAAACAAAUAUUUAGCAUAUACGUUAUAUACUUAAUUGACGACUACAUGGACUUGAUCUAUCCACGAUCACACGCUCUAUAGAAAAAAAUAAAGCCGGGCUUUAUAAUCUUCCAUUUUCAUAAUUAGCGCGAUCUAAGGCAUUAUCAUUAUAACUUAAGACAUCAUUCAGAAACAAUUUUAAGCUUGCCAUACUUGGAUUACGGCAGUAACCUCUUUUAGUGGUUGAUAUAAUUCCAUAGUAACAUUCGAAUAAGCAUAAACAAUCAUCGCCAACCAGCAAAACCAAGGCAAUGCAUCCAUAGCUGUAUAUGAUUGAUUUUGUAAAACAUUUUCAAGUUAGUCAUAAAACGUGAAAAUUAAUUAUGAUUUCGAAAAAAGACCAACUUUUGAACCAGCCGUGGCAGCAACAACGUUACAUGAAACAUAAGAAUAAAGUAAACGCGGCAGUAGCUUUAAUUGAUCAUUCUCCACCACCUCAAUAUCAGCACGUUAAAGAUAAAUUGAAGAAGUUUCAGGCAGAAAGGGAGAGAAUAUCUUUAAUAAACGCCGAAAAUGUGCGCUUGUUGCAAAAAUUAACUGAAAUAAUGCAAGCAAAGCGUAUGCCAGAUUUAUGGACUGAACCUCGACCAAAUUUUCUUGGGAGAGUAAAACUAUUUAAACCUUCAACUAAGACUUCAGACGACAUGCCCAAGAUGUAG